CAACGCAGUCGCAGGCGUCGUCUCCUACAAAUGGCUCCUAAAACCAUACUCUUUCUCUCCCACCUCCGUCGCUCUUCUUCUUCGUCUCUCUCUCCGCUCUCUACUUUCUGCAUAUCUUACCUGCUCUAUAACCGAAACCAUCUCGUCUCACCAACACCAACACCGCCACCACAACCUCAAUUGUUGAACUCGCUUCCGGCUUUUCGAUUAUGUUUAUCGGAAUCAUUCUCUACUCGUUCAACCGGUGAAUCAGAUCAUGAGCUAUGGACGAAUUCAGAGCUGGUAAACACGGAGCUUAAUCAUGUAAUUGAUAGUGGUGCUUGUACUGUAGAAGAGUCCAUACUUCCGGUUCGUGCUCUGAUUUCGUUGCUCGAUGGAUUCCAUGACUUCACCGGGUUGCCUUGGUGGUUCAUCAUUGUUUCUUCCACUAUUGCAAUGAGAAUGGCACUGUCGCCGCUGCUUAUUUUGAAGCUUCACAAGUUGAAAAGGAUUUCAGAGUUAUUUCCUAAAUUGCCUCCUCCAUUGCCACCACCUAUGUCAGGAAGGAGUUAUAUUGAUCAAAUUUCACUCUUUCAGAAGGAAAGACGAUCUAUUGGGUGCCCCUCAUUUCUAUGGUUCGUUUCGUAUCUUUCUGUCCAGGUGCCGUGCUUUUUUUUGUGGAUGUCCAGUAUUCGAAGAAUGUCCCUGGAUCACCAUCCUGGGUUUGAUUGUGGUGGCAUUUUCUGGUUCCAGAAUUUGACUGAAUAUCCUCAUGGUAUUUCGGGCUCCAUCUUUCCUGUAAUGGUUGCUGCUUUUCACUAUAUUAAUAUCCAGAUUUCUUUUCGGGACUCUUCAGUUCAAAAAGUGACAGGCAAUGCCAAUUUGUUAUUGAAAUACUACAAGGACUAUUUGGAUUUGCUAACAAUUCCACUAUUUUUCAUUGGUUUCUGUCUUCCCCAGGGAAGUCUGGUCUACUGGGCCACAAACAGUUCAGUAAGCAUCAUUCAGCAAUUAUGCCUCAAAAAUCCAGCUAUUCUCACAAGAUUGGGGCUCCCGGUCAAGGACUCUCAACAAGUUGUUAUAGAUUCAGAAGAACCUAACACGUCUAAAAUAACCCCUUCACACCAAUCUACAAAGGAGCAUAAAAUUUCUGUACAAGAUUUGUCACCGAAACAGUUGGUUAAUCUUUCGGUCAAACGCUUAUCAGAAGGGCAUAAAGAAAAAGCAAUUCCUUUGCUGCAAUUGGCACUUGAGAAGGAUCCUGGAUAUGCAAGGGCAUUGAUUGUCUUGGGGCAGAUUCUAAUGCAGAAAGGACUGAUGGCUGAGGCCACUGAACAUUUAGAGCGUGCCAUUUCCCAGCUGCUUGUUGCUGGUUAUCCAUCUGAUGUUGAGGAGAUUGAUCUUCUAAUUCUUGCUUCUCAGUGGGCAGGUGUUACCUGUAUAAAGCAGGAGAGAAACGUGGAAGGAAUUGUGCACCUGCAAAGAGUCGCUAAUGUUAAAGAGCCAGAGGAUCCAAAGAGCAAAGCUCAUUAUUUUGAUGGGUUAGUUUUACUUGCGAGUGCAUUAUAUCGCGAAGGUCGCAAGGCUGAAGCUGCGAAAUAUCUACGCCUAGCUGCUGCUUAUGAUCCCAAGUAUAACGAAUUUCUGGAACAAUGUGAAAACCCUGAGCCUGAGGAAGAUUUUGCUAGCGACAUUGUCAGCAGCAGGAGAAGAGAUUACUAACACCUUAAGGUAAUUGUAUUAUUUACUUGUUUCCCAUCUAUUGGCUUGCUUUUUAGUGAUCUAAUAUUAUAAAUCUAAAUAAAUCUGGAAUUCAUUUUGGGGGCAAAUUUUGUGACAGAAUAAUAAUGUUCUCUAUUGUCUACAUUGUUCCAAAUAUGGGUUGAAAUGAAGUAUUACAAAUCUAUGAUCACUUGAGAUAUCCGUCUGAGUUGUAAGCAGCGUACAAAGAUGACAUGAUCUCAAUAAUAAUGUCUUCCCAGUCAGGAAUGCCUGUCUGUUCUGUU
Molecule: messenger RNA, 1985 nt
Organism: Tripterygium wilfordii
Lineage: Eukaryota; Viridiplantae; Streptophyta; Magnoliopsida; Celastrales; Celastraceae
Product: ALBINO3-like protein 2, chloroplastic
Exons: 14
Coding region: 31-1701 (556 amino acids)
Biological process (GO): mitochondrial respiratory chain complex IV assembly; protein insertion into mitochondrial inner membrane from matrix
Cellular component (GO): mitochondrial inner membrane
Molecular function (GO): membrane insertase activity; protein binding
Source: RefSeq, a predicted model, not a curated record